Gigantopelta aegis is the source of this 2614-nucleotide messenger RNA. RefSeq names its product reticulocyte binding protein 2 homolog b-like. The record is from RefSeq and is a predicted model, not a curated record. The transcript has 15 exons. Bases 11 to 1723 code for a protein of 570 amino acids. Lineage: Eukaryota; Metazoa; Mollusca; Gastropoda; Neomphalida; Peltospiridae.
CUGCGGCAACAUGUCAUCUGGAAGGCAACGUUCGCCAGUUGAAUUUGAAGAAAACAAGGAUGAAAACGACGCAGAUAAUAAAACGAGAAAGACCAGCGAUAAAGAAAAUAAGGAUAAUGAAUCUGGUUCUCAACAAAAGAGGGACAGAGAUGUUCUGGAUGGGAGGCUCCGAUCUCUGAUGGCGGAGGUACCACACACUAAGUCUUCCUUCCCAAAUGUGCUUGAUCAGUAUGGAAAGGAGGAGAAGGAAGAAAGGAAUGUGAAAAAGGACGACGUGACUGGGCACAAGGAUAAGCCACAUAAAUCCAUGAAAAAGAAGUCAAAGAAGAAAAGUAAGAAAACUGUAGUCUUCUAUGACAGUGAUGAAGAGAAAGAGAAGGAAAAGGAAAGAGAUGAUGAGAAAUACCUCCAAGUGCUGAAUGACUUGGAAAAACUUCGCAACUAUUACUACAAUAAAUACAAGAGACUGCUCACCGAAAAAGUGGAAAAGCAGAGACGCAAAAUCAGACAGCAGAAAGAGAAAUCAGAAACCGAGGACAAACAAAUGGAGAACAGUCAGAAAGAUGCCAGUCACAAAACAAAGAGGAGGUCUGAACAACAUAUUCUAUCUCAUGAUGCUGAAUACAUGAAUGCCAUCCCAAAAUCAGAUGUGUAUAUGAUAAUUGGUUUGCAAGACCAGAUGAUCAAAGAAGGGAAGUUAAGAUCACAGGCUGAUUUUGACAAUUUCUGGAUGGAAAUGAAGAAGCCAUCGGUCUUCCAUACCUACUUUCCAGUAAAGAUUGAUAAAAAUGGCAACAGCAGUGACGGUGGUUUGUCUUCCGUGAGCAUGACUGAUACUACUACCUCUACACUGACACGAGCAGCUGUCACUGCAGCCUCUAUGUCGGCUAAAGAAACGCCACCGCGGUUGCCCUCACGAGCCCUGAGUAACAUCGAGGAGUCUAGAGAGUCAAGACCCACCACGCAGGAAGAAACCUGGGCUGUCACGCAGCAGUACAAGCAUGUUCAUACUCCUGAUGAUCCAUAUCACCGAUCAAACCUUGCCAGACAGGCUGCCGCGGAUCUGGAGAAAAAAUGCCCAAAGCUGGAAAUGCCACAGCUACACUGUUUCAAUAUGGAAUUAGGGAAGAAACCCCCAGAUCCAGAGGAGGUAAGAUUAAAGACAGAGUUAAAAAUGCGAGAAAAGAAUCGCCGAGGCUUUCUGAAGAAACUUCACAAAAUGCACCAUUUGGCCAUGGCAAACGGAGCUGCUGCUACAAGAAUUUUAGACCGACACAAAUACUUGACAUUCAUUGUUGAAGGACCUAAACUUACAGAUGUUCUAGGAGACUACUAUUGGGAAGACUCUUUAGAGUUUGGUUCUAGGUCUCCUACUGAGCUAUCAAUCUCAUCAUCUCAACCCCGAUCAUCGUUCCCGCGAUCAACAGAGCUCCCUCAAAUCACCGAACAGAGGAGAUCGUCAGCACCUGUCUACAAACAGCAAGUUGUUAAACAGCAGGCUGAUAAACAGUUAGCCAUUAGAGAGAAACAGUCAUAUUCUCACCAGUCAGCAAGAAGAACUGAUAGCAGCAUGGAUUCAGGCAAACAACUUGUACCAUACACACCUCCGAAGCCUGAGCCUCUCAGCGUAAAUGAUAUACUGGAAAAGGCGAAAAUAAUGGAAGCUAAGUGCUUAAGUACCAACUGGAUAAAUUAUGCCAAGGCAGAAAAAGUGUGUUUUUGACACUACAGACUUCCAUCAUCUGCUAUCAUCCGACCUGAACCACUUCCAAACAUGAGAUUAAAUUGUGAACAUAAUUAUAUAUUCUACACAAUCCAAAUCGGUCCCCUUCAUUUAUGCAUAUAUUUUACGAAAGUGCAUACAUGUGUUGUUACAAACAAGGAGAAAUUUUUUAUUGUUAUAUAUACAACUGAGGACAUUUUAGGGUUUUGGGGGAUGUUGCAUUAUAGUGACCUGCCACAUGACAUUGAAAGUAAACAAACUGAUGACUUGAUGCAUUUAGUUUGUGGUCUCUAGACACGUGUUGUUGGAGGUUUUUUUAACAGGAAGGCCACAAUGUGUUACCAACUAUUUGAAUUGGUUUUUGAUGGAGAUUAUAAAAUUACAGGUUUAAACUAUACUACAUAUUGACCAAAUUGGACAUGUGAAACAAAACCUACUGUAAGCAUUGUUAUUCAUAUUUUCAGUCAGUGGCAGAAAUGGGUCUUUGAAAGGAUUUUAAAGCCCACCUUCCAUCAAUUUUGUGUGCAAUUUAUUAUGCAUGUUUCUGUGCAUGGAAAUGUGCUUUUUCAUAUCUGUUUUUGUCGAAGUGUACUUUAAGCUGAGCAUAAAUACUUUGCGUUAUGAUGUCGUCACCUGUCUGAAAAAACUUGCAUGCCAAAAAAUUGCUCAUUGCUAGGUUUUUUUCCAGCACUCUGAAUGCUGGCACACGGAAUCAUACAUACAGAAAAGGUACUGUGUGUGCACUGUAUCGCAGUGCUGCCACUUUGCAUUUUGAAAAAAAAAGGUAUGGAAUCUUGACAAAUAAAAGUAUCAAAAUGGUCUAAAAAAAGGAUUAAAUAAAAGAAAGAAAGAAAGAAAGAAAUGUUUUAUUUAACGACGCACUCAACACAU